Messenger RNA from Papaver somniferum (opium poppy), 273 nucleotides. RefSeq lists its product as uncharacterized. Lineage: Eukaryota; Viridiplantae; Streptophyta; Magnoliopsida; Ranunculales; Papaveraceae. The record is from RefSeq and is a predicted model, not a curated record. The transcript is spliced from 2 exons. Bases 1 to 273 code for a protein of 90 amino acids.
AUGGAGGAUAUGGUGUUGCCUGGUGGUGGUUUGAGUUGUGGUGGGUGUAAUUGCGACAGACAAUAUGAACUUGUGUUGGAUGCGCGCAAACUACUAGUGGUGCUGGUUGUCGGUGGUGGUAGUUGGCGGUGGUGGUUGGCUGCGGUGGUGGUGGAGAAAAAUGGCGGUGAUGGUUGGCGGUGGUGGCGGUUGGUGGUUGGCGGCGGCGGCGAUGGUGGUCGUUGGUGGUGGUGGGCGGCGGAGGUGGUGGACAGUGGUGCUGGUUGGCGGUGA